AAAAAGACAACUCAGGAGCGCACUGGCCCUCAGUCACUACACACUGGUGGAAAAAAUAUGAUCCCGAGAAGAGCUCAUCCUGCGCUCCAGCUUUCAACACAACACUUCCACAGCGACUAACUCCCACGGAGGACCGCUCACCCUGGUCGCUGUCCAAAUAUAUAUUUUUUUCCUUUUCUGUUUUUUCUUCUCCUCCAAUCACUUUGCACCAAUAUGUGCGUGGAAGGUGAUGGGUGCGAGCUGGAAGGCUGCAGCAAUUUGGAUGAGGUGCGCACGCUGUCGGGCAGCAUGAGCCCCGCGCUCAAAUCCAACCCGGAUCUGCACGCCUGCAAACCCGGGCAGAAAUUUCGAGCGGCGCUGCUCCGAUGCCGCUCGCCGGUCGUCGCUGCUGUGAUCCUCAGUUUCGGGAACGUCCUCAAUUACAUGGACAGAUGCACAGUAGCCGGCGUCGCACUUGACAUCCAGAAGGAUUUCGAGGUAUCGGACAGCGUGGUCGCCUUGUUGCAAACAGUGUUCAUCUGCAGUUUCAUGGUGGCAGCUCCCAUCUUCGGUUACCUGGGCGAUCGCUUUAAUAGGAAGGCCAUCCUGAGCUGCGGCAUUUUCUUUUGGUCCACCGUGACGCUCUUGAGCUCCUUCAUCAGCAAAGAGUACUACUGGCUGUUUGUGCUCUCUCGGGGACUGGUGGGCAUUGGAGAGUCCAGCUACUCAUCCAUCUCCCCCACCAUCAUCGGAGACUUGUUCACGAAUAACAAGCGCACCAUGAUGCUCUCUUUCUUUUACCUGGCCAUCCCUUUGGGAAGCGGAUUGGGUUACAUCCUGGGCACCAGCGCCAAGGUAGCUGCAGGAGACUGGCACUGGGCACUGAGGGUGUCUCCAGUUUUGGGGAUGACUGCAGCAGCCCUAAUCCUGCUCUUUGUGCCCGAGCCAAAGCGAGGGAGUGCCGACCAGAUGGGGGGACGCAUCAAGACCCGCACGUCCUGGCUGUGUGACAUGAAGACUCUCGCUAAGAAUCGGAGUUACGUGUUCUCAUCCCUGGCAUCUGCCGCCGUUUCCUUCGCUACGGGCGCGUUCGGGAUCUGGAUUCCCAUCUACCUUGCCAGAGCUCAGGUGGUGCAGAAGACUGCGAUUGCAGAGCCGUGCGACAACGAAGAGAUUUGCAGCAGCACAGAGAGUUUUGUCUUCGGGGCAAUCACGUGCAUCACAGGCCUGUUGGGGGUGCUCAUCGGGGCAGCCACCACGCGCCUGUGCCGGAAGAAGACAGAGCGUGCCGACCCCCUUGUGUGUGCCGUCAGCAUGUUGGGCUCGGCCAUCUUCAUCUGCCUUAUUUUCGUCGUGGCAAAGAAGAACAUCAUUGGAGCUUAUGUCUGCAUCUUCAUAGGAGAGACGCUGCUCUUCUUGAACUGGGCCAUAACGGCAGACAUUUUAAUGUUUGUGGUGAUUCCCACACGGAGAGCAACGGCGGUGGCGUUCCAGAGCUUCACCUCUCACCUACUCGGUGAUGCAGGAAGUCCAUACCUAAUAGGCCUGAUCUCCGACAGCCUUCGUCAGAGCUACGCGACGUCGUCGCUGUGGCGUUUCCUCAGCCUGGGCUACGCCCUCAUGCUGUGUCCCUUUAUCAUUGUCCUGGGGGGCAUGUUCUUCCUGGCCACCGCGCUCUUCUUUCUGGAUGACCGAGAAAAGGCUCAGAAUCAGUUGAGCCAGCUCUCACGGCCCUCCACUUCGGUCAAGGUAUGAUAAGGUGACAACGCAGCGAUAAAGCAGCAACCGAAAUGACAACGCGGAGAUCAAAUUCCAAGCCACACCCGUGCCCUCGUCCUCCAGGGCCGGCAUCCUCCCUUGCUGCUCCUCGUCUUAACGUGCCCCCGCGGAAAUGCCUCUUGCUUGAGACGCGAGGGAGCGUCUUGCCUCUCCUUGGUGACGCCUCGGAAAUCACAAGCGGGUGUGAGAUGGUGCCCAGCGGCGUGCCAAAGCCUGCCAACGUGACAGCUGGUGUCCACCUCACCUCUGUCUGUGAGGAUCUGCUGAACUUUCACUCGGAGAGGGAGGAGGUGACCUCCGUGACAUCCCCCUGAUGCCAUACUACUGAAUGCUGACCAUGAACCUGCCCUGUCUGUCUUAGCCUGUCUGUCUGUCUGUCUACUUGUCCGUCAGUUGGCUGUCAAAUCUGCACCAAGUGCCAUAGUGUCAUUACAUUCCUUCAGACUUUGCACUGACCACCCUCAUGACAUCACCACCGGCUAUGUUUACAUGCACCAUUCAGUCCCUCAAAUGAAAAGAUAACGCAAGCUCCAGCCCCUCCGCUUUCUCCAUCAUACGCGUGGAUUUCACCGUCGAAAGCCCGUAGAACAGACCAAAGCUGCAAACUUCAAAAAUGCCGCGGGAAAACCCGCAAGUGUACAUCCCUUCACAUCAUCUUGGGACAAAGGCAACAGCCGCGAUCAACCGGCCGCCACGAUCGCAUUUACAAGCAAGGCCGCGCAGCGUGUGUGUGUAAACAUAGUUUUCAUCCGAGAGCCAAAAAGUGUUACUGCACACGGGUCAGUGAAUCAGCCUUAAAGCGCUCCUGUCCACAGAGCAAACCAGCUGUUUCCGACAAGCCUCAGAUGCGUAUCCUUUUUAGCUGGGAGCACUUAAAUCAGCGUGUGUGCCAGAGAGCAUGAACGGGAUGGGAAGAAAGUUCUGCCAAUUAUUUUUCACGAUCUUUAUUUGGAUGUUUUUCGAUGUGAGGUCUGUUUUAAUAGUCGGAGGUUACUGCCUGUGAUUGUCUCAGAGGAAUCAAAAUGAUACAAUUGAGGUGGUUUUAAAAAAAAACACUGGAUUAUAUAUUUUAUAAUUUAUGGUAUGUACAUAUCCCCCCCCCCCAAAAAAAAAAAAAAAGAACGUUAUUAUUGUGACUUGGGGAUGUAUAAAGUGUUUUGAUGUAUAUGGGAAGCAAUACUUUUUUUUUGGGGGGGUGGAAGCUUUUUAUCCACACUGCCUUAUCAGUGAGCUGGCUUUCUCACUCUCUGAUGUUUGGUUUAGAAUUUCUGGACAAAAUACCCUCACAGAGGUUCUUUUUAAAGACAAGAGUUCAGUCCCAGCCCACACUGGAUAGAAUAACAUCUACCCCCUGUCGAUAUUUUAGCUAGCUCAUGCCUUGACCAGAAAAGAACUUUUGCCAUGAGCUGCAGCCAUUAGUUUAUUGCUGAAGGAAAUCUAAAUCCCAGACAGGAAAAGGAAAUGUUCCAACAGAUAAGCGAGGAUCACUAUCACAUUUUUUUAACUUCAACUAGGAGGGAAAAAAAAAAUUUAAACCUUAGUUUGAGUGUAAAAUCUUCAUAAAACAGCUCAAAGGAUCAUUUUCUGGCAGUAACUGGUGGAUGCAAUUUUUUUAGGAAACCUGAAAGCCACUAAUCAGAGUCCAAGUUUUGAAACAGGUGCAUGAAAAGGAAGAGGAGGGGGGUUUUGGGGGUGGGGGGGAAGCACUUUUCAGGCUUGCAAGG
This is a messenger RNA of Hippocampus comes (tiger tail seahorse), 3482 nucleotides long. RefSeq names its product SPNS lysolipid transporter 2, sphingosine-1-phosphate (gene spns2). Bases 214 to 1734 code for a protein of 506 amino acids. The transcript is spliced from 13 exons. NCBI's taxonomy places the organism in Eukaryota, Metazoa, Chordata, Actinopteri, Syngnathiformes, Syngnathidae. Gene Ontology annotation, molecular function: transmembrane transporter activity; sphingolipid intramembrane carrier activity. Gene Ontology annotation, biological process: transmembrane transport; sphingosine-1-phosphate receptor signaling pathway; lipid transport. Gene Ontology annotation, cellular component: membrane. The record is from RefSeq and is a predicted model, not a curated record.